Molecule: messenger RNA, 3677 nt
Organism: Gavialis gangeticus (Gharial)
Lineage: Eukaryota; Metazoa; Chordata; Crocodylia; Gavialidae
Gene: PLEKHG5
Product: pleckstrin homology and RhoGEF domain containing G5
Exons: 22
Coding region: 306-3677 (1123 amino acids)
Biological process (GO): endothelial cell migration; Rho protein signal transduction
Cellular component (GO): axon; plasma membrane; endocytic vesicle
Molecular function (GO): guanyl-nucleotide exchange factor activity
Source: RefSeq, a predicted model, not a curated record
AAGGUGGGGGGUGGAGGAGGGGUGCUAGAGACAGCAGAGAAGGAUAAAAGGAAACUGAAUGGGGACGCAAAUGCAGUGUCUUUGAGAAUCCGGUGCUAAAAUAUACAGCACCCAGAGGGCUUUGGGUCUCAAGAAACAAACUGGCAGAGGCCAAAUGCAUGCUGUUUAUCAUAGCCAAGUGGAGUAGCCCACAGAAGCAAACUCGCACUUGAAUCUGUGGAGGGAAGCGGAGCAGAGCAGAGCCCCAAGGACAGCAGGAGUGUGCAGACAAAGGACCUGCAUCUUUGCUUUGCUGGGAGAACACUAUGAACUCAGUCUUGACCAAAUAUGGUUCCCCCCCUCGAAGCUGGCUCAACUUGCGCCUGGGGAUGAAUGAACGGACGGCAACGGAGGAAGAGGUUCUGCAUUGCCAAAGCCCAGAUUGCAUUGACAGGAGGAGAGCGGUCAGGGUAUGCCAUCAUGCGGAGUGCCAGCAGCUGAACUACCACAGUCCCCUGAGCCUGUGCAAAGCCUGUGACAGCAGGUUCCACAGCACCAUGCACUUUGAUGGACACAUACGCUUCGACCUGCCUCCGCAAGGUUCCAUUCUGGCCCGGAACGUGUCCACGCGUUCAUGUCCUCCACGCACCAGCCCUGCCUCUGACAUGGAGGAAGAUGAUGAGGGGCUGAUGGAUGGCAAGGGAGACAAGAAGAGCUCGGCACUGAAGCUCCCCAAGAAGAAAGCCCGGCGGAGACACACGGAUGACCCCAGCAAAGAGUGCUUCACCCUCAAGUUCGACUUGAAUGUGGACAUUGAGGCAGAGAUUGUCCCAGCCAUGAAGAAGAAAUCCUUGGGGGAGGUGCUGCUGCCAGUGUUCGAGAGGAAAGGCAUCGAGCAGAGCAAGGUGGACAUAUAUCUGGACCAGUCCAACACGCCUCUGUCACUCCACUUUGAAGCCUACCGCUUUGGGGGACACUACCUGCGAGUGAAAGCCAAACCUGGAGAUGAACUCAAGGUGGAGCAGGCUGUGAAAGACUUCAGAUCCCUGAGCCUGCCCAUCCUGCGGUCCUCAGGUGCUGGCUCCACUGUCCUCUUCACUUCUGUGCCCGACCAGUUGGAGCAGCCGCCCUUCCACCGGGAAAGCAUGGACAUCCUGGCACCAGGUCGACGGAGGAAGAACAUGACUGAGUUCUUGGGGGAUACAAGCAUCCCAGGGGCUGAGCCUGCACUGCAUGGCAGCAGCUCCCUGCCUAGCAGUGGCAGCGACACCUGGAAGAAUCGUGCUGCCAGCCGCUUCAGUGGUUUCUUUGGCUCUGGUGCCAGCACUGGCCCAUCAGGACGGGAGAUCGACAAGAUGGAGCAGCUGGAGAGCAGGCUCCACAGCUACAGCAUCUUAGGUCUCCCCAAGCCCCCACAGCAGCUCUACUUUGACAAGGACUCCUGGGAGGAGAAGGGUGAUGAUGCCAAUCUGUGCCUGGAAGACAGCUGGCAGGAGAUCAUUGAGGGCACAGAGGCCCUGACACGCCGGCAGUGCCACCAGCAGGAGGCCAUCUGGGAGCUGCUGCACACAGAGGCUACCUACAUCCGGAAACUGAAAGUGAUCACAGAUCUCUUCCUCUGCUGCCUGCUGAGCCUGCAGGACUUGGGGCUGCUGUGUGAGGUAGAAGCUGAGCGCCUGUUCAGCAACAUCCAGGAGAUCAUCCAGCUGCACUGUUCGCUGUGGGACAGUGUGAUGUUCCCUGUGCUGGAGAAGGCCCGUAGGACCAGGACACUGCUGGACCCUGUGGACUUCCUGAAGGGGUUCAAAGCGUUUGGCACACUCUUCCAGCCCUACAUCCGAUACUGCAUGGAGGAGGAGGGCUGCAUGGAGUACAUGCGCAUGCUGCUGAGAGACAGCGACCUCUUCCGGGUCUAUGUAACAUGGGCAGAGAAGCACAAGCAGUGCAACCGCCUAAAACUCAGUGACAUGCUGGUGAAGCCGCACCAGCGCCUCACCAAGUACCCACUCCUGCUUAAGUCAGUGCUGAAGAAGACAGAUGAUGCCUGCACCAGGGAUGCCAUCAUCACUAUGAUCACCUCAGUGGAGCAGUUCAUCAACCAUGUGAACUCACGGAUGCGGCAGCGGCAGGAGCAGCAGCGGCUGGCUGCCAUCAUCAGCCGCAUUGAUGCCUACGAGGUGGUGGAGAGCAGCACAGAUGAGGUGGACAAGCUCCUGAAGGAGUUCCUGCGCCUGGAUCUGACAGCCCCCAUCCCAGGCGCCUCCCCUGAGGAUACACGGCAGCUCCUCCUGGAGGGCAGCCUGAAGAUGAAGGAAGGUAAAGACAGCAAGAUGGAUGUGUACUGCUUCCUCUUCACGGACCUCUUCCUCAUCACUAAGCCAGUGAAGAAGGUUGAGCGCACCAAGGUCGUCCGGCAGCCCCUGCUGGUGGACAAGAUUGUCUGCCGGGAGCUCAAGGACCCUGGCUCCUUCCUCCUGAUCUAUCUCAAUGAGUUUCGGAGUGCUGUGGGUGCCUACACCUUCCAGGCCAGCGGGCAGUCCCUGUGCCGUGGAUGGACUGAUGCACUUUACAAUGCCCAGAACUUGCUGCAGCAGCUGCGUGUCCAGGAGCACCAGCGCAGCCAGCAACAGCAGCUGCAGAGCCUGCAGGAGGCGGAGGACGGGGAGAGUGGGGCCUCGGCUGCCAGCUCGCCUACCAUCCUGCGCAAGAGCAGCAACAGUCUUGACUCCCAGCAGUGCCCCUCUGAUAGCUCCACAGAGACCAUCUCGGUGGUGGUGGUGGAUGCCAGCGGGGAGCUCUCCUCCCCAGACUUCGAGGUGGGGCCAUUCAGCUCACCAUCAGACGAGACCUCCAUAAGUACCACCGCCUCGUCUACCACGCCCACCCGGGAGCUCCUCAAUGGGAGUGAGGAGCCUGCCAAUGCCCUCCCCAUCCCUGGCACCCACAGCAGCCUGGCACUGGAGACUGGCAGCACCUGGUCAGCAUCCAUGGAUAGUGCCUAUGGCACCUUGUCGCCUGCCUCCCUGCAGGAGUUGGGGGAGGUGCAGCCACUAGGGCCAGCAGAGGAAGACUCACAGCGCAUCUCGCCCAAGCUGCGCCGCCGGACACCCGUGCAGCUCCUGCCCUGCUGUGUCCGUGUGCUCAAAUCCAAGUCAGAGGCCAGCCUCUUGCAGCUCUUUGCAGCCUCCCCACUUGGCCCAGAGGCCUCCCUCACCCAGAGCAAGAGCCUCUCUGACCUGUGCGCAGCUCCAUCUUCAUCUCCAGGGCGAGUGGUGUUCCUGGCUGGCUCGGUUGUGGGCGUCCCAGCUGGCUGCCCGAGGACUAGCGGGUUGGAUGGCAAAUGCAUGGGAGCCCCAUUGGACAGCAGCAGCCUGCAGGGCAGCCGGGCAAGUGGCCUGAGCGCCUGCAGCAGCAGCAGUGGUGGCAGCUCUGCCUCAGAGCUCUCGGAGCCUGAGGAGCCCGUGUUCCACCAGGGUCGGGCCUGCCCUGCAGCAACGCCCCCGGCUGAGCUUCUGCCCACUGACGUCCCCUGCCGGGCACUCAGCACCUCCCUGACAGAGUGUUGCCCAGAAGAGCUGCCAACUGCCCGCCGGACACUCUCAGACCCACAGGCGGCCCAACACCGCAAGCUGACGUUGGCACAACUCCACAGGCUCCGGACCACACUGCUUCUGAACUCCACGCUGACUGCCUCGUAA